Messenger RNA from Esox lucius (northern pike), 3220 nucleotides. RefSeq names its product component of oligomeric golgi complex 7 (gene cog7). The record is from RefSeq and is a predicted model, not a curated record. Gene Ontology annotation, cellular component: COG complex. The transcript is spliced from 18 exons. Lineage: Eukaryota; Metazoa; Chordata; Actinopteri; Esociformes; Esocidae. The coding region runs from base 342 to 2648 and encodes 768 amino acids. Gene Ontology annotation, biological process: Golgi organization; retrograde vesicle-mediated transport, Golgi to endoplasmic reticulum; intracellular protein transport.
UAAGUGAGCGCAAACCGGAAUUUGCUGUCAUCUGUCAACAAAGCUUAAUAUUCUGUUUAGAUGUGUUAGUUCAUUCGAAUUAACUCUGGAGGAGGCAGUUGCUUUGCUUGAACUAUAUUUAGUUAUUAUGGUAAUUUCAUUUUCAUGGGCAGUUUAUUUUCUUUUUGUUUCUAAACCUCUAAUGGGGAAAAAUUGAAUUGUUUAAAUGAAGAGAAGCACGUACGCGUACUACCUAGCUAGCUAGCUAUCUAACGUUACUGGCUUUCAGGAUCAGUGUGUGCAUGUCACAAGAAGUGAAAAGUGAAAUGCUAGAUACUUGAAAUCGAAUUUUGGACAACAAAAUGGACUUCUCCAAAUUUCUGGACGAUGAUUUCGACGUGAAGGACUGGGUAAAUGGGGCCUUCAAGAUGCAGAAAGAUGCGCCUGGGAAGGCGGAUGCUCACGCAGCGACGCUGGUCAUGAAACUGCAGCUGUUCAUCCAGGAAGUCAAUAAUGCAAUUGAAGAGAGCAGUAACCAGGCACUGCAGAACAUGCCCAGGGUGCUGCGGGAUGUGGAGGCCCUUAAACAGGAGGCAUCGUUCCUUAAGGAGCAGAUGGUCCUGGUCAAGGAAGACAUUAGGAAGUUUGAGCAGGACACUGUUCAGUCCAUGCAGGUCUUGGUGGAGCUUGAUCAGGUGAAGUCUCGAAUGCACUUGGCUGCCGAUGCACUACAGGAAGCGGACAAGUGGAGCACGCUCAGUGCAGACAUUGAGGAGACAUUUAAGACACAGGAUUUGGCUGUGAUCUCCUCUAAGCUCACCGCUAUGCAGAACAGCCUAGCAAUGCUGGUGGACACACCCGACUACUCUGAGAAAUGUGUCCAUCUGGAGGCGCUAAAGAACAGGCUGGAGGCCCUGGCAAGCCCACAGAUUGUAGCCACCUUCAACUCCAUGUCUACCGACCAAGCCAAGCUCUUUGUGAAAGUCUUCACAGAAAUAGACCGAAUGCCACAGCUCCUUGCCUACUACUACAAGUGUCAUAAGGGUCAGCUGGUGGGUGUGUGGCAGGACCUCUCUCAGAGUGAACUGACUCUGAACCAGCAGCUGUCCGAGUUCUACGACACCCUGCUCUCCUCCUGGCACUCACAGUUACAGUGGAGCAGCCAGGUGUUUAAGAACCCGUAUGAGGUGGUGACGGUCCUGCUGAUCCAAACCCUGGGAGCCAUGGUGCCCUCCAUCCCUGUGUGCCUGAGCUCGGCCCUGGAGCGCAGCCCCCAAGAGCAGCGAUUGGACACCCUGCUGGAGCUCCACCACACCGCUGCAACCUUUGGCAGGAGCCUGGAGCAAGCCAUGCUGCCACACCUGGGCGAGAACAACCUGCUGAAGGUGAAUGAGCUGGUCAAUGCCCUGUACGACCCCUACAAACCCUACCAGCUGCAGUACGGCCACCUGGAGGAGUCACACCUCCUCAUCCAGAUCAGUGCCAUGCCCCUGGAGCGGGGGGAGGUGAUUGACUGUGUGGAGGAGCUGAGUCACUCUGUGGGGAAGCUGUUUGGCCUGGCCAGUGCUGCUGUGGACCGCUGUGUCAAGCUGACCGAUGGCCUGGCCGUGUGUGGUCUCCUCAAGGCCCUAAAGGCCCUCUUCACUAAGUAUGUGUCGGACUUCUCCACUACACUGCAUUCAGUCAGAAAGAAGUGCAGACUGGAGGACACUCCCAGUGCUGCUGUGUUCCAAGAGGAUUGGACCGCCUUCCAGAACUCUGUCCGGAUCAUUGCCACCUGUGGGGAGUUGUUGAGACAGUGUGGAGCCUAUGAACAACAGCUGUCGAACAGGAUCCUAGCCACGGCAGGGAAGUACCUCUCCGAGUCCUACAGCCCACGGAGCUUGACAGGCAUCCAGGAGGCCAGCUCCACAGAGAGGAAGGCCAGUGGCAGGAACCCCUGGCAGGAGUACAACUACCUGCAGAGGGGCAACAUGGCCGAAUACAGCAGCCUGAUGGAGGUGCUCUACUCCCUCAAGGAAAAGGGCACCGGUAACUCCAGUCUUCUAGCUGAGCCCCGGCUGGCUCUAACCCGUCUCAACCAGCAGGCCAACCAGCUGGCCUUCGACUCCGUCUUCCUGCAGAUCAAACAUCAACUCUGUCUGGUCUCCAAAAUGGAGAGCCGAGACGCGGGAGGUUUUGGGGAGAGCUACGCUGAAGACUUGCCUACCUUCAGCUUGUCCCCACAGGAGUACAUCACCAAUAUCGGACAGUACAUCAUGUCUCUGCCUCUCCACUUGGAGCCCUUUGUGACGCAGGAGGACCCAGCGCUAGAGUUGGCCCUGCAUGCCGGCAAACUGCCCUUCCCUCCCGAGCAAGGCGAUGAUCUUCCAGAGCUGGACAACACGGCAGAUUACUGGCUGGGCUCCAUCGCCAGGGCAACCAUGCAGACGUACUGUGAUGCCAUCCUUCUCAUCCCAGAGUUGACAGCCCACUCCACAAAACAACUGGCCACCGACAUCGAAUACCUGAGCAACGUGAUGGAUGCUCUGGGCCUUCAGCCCUCCAGGACCCUGCAGCAGAUCUUGACCCUGCUGAGGGCCCAGCCGGAAGAGUUCAGACAGACGGCCAAGCUGCUGCCCCGCAGGCUGGUGUCCACCAUCGCAGCCUUGAGGGGGCUGGACCACUGACCGCUGUCACCAUCCAAACCGGUAACAGACUACGGACGGACACGCCGUUUUGCCAGUACACUCAUUUUUAUGAAUGUAUAAUGUCCCUUUUCUUGUAUGUCAAACCAAGGACUCAUUUGGUCCGCUAGAUCUUACUGUAUGUGUUUAGACCAAGAGAAUGGAGCCUGAACGGGAAUGAUUUCAAAUGACACCUUUUGAGUACAGAUUGGUGUGCACUUAUGAUGUAAUCAGAUGUUGAUCCUGCUCGGUUGUUGCUCACACUUUUUCUUUCUAAGAUAUAUGAACUACAGUCUGGUGUCUGGACCCCUGGGAUUGCAGGAAACAGAGCAGUCUCUGUUUAGGGAUGUUUCUGUCAUCAAACCGCUACAUCUGCAAAUCAAAUACAGAAACAGCUUUGGCAUCAUAUUGUUGGCUAUUCUGUUGUCUUCUUUUUCCCUAUUGUUUUCUAUAAUGGUUAUUUUUGUGUUAAUUCUUACAAAUCAUAUAUGUGGGAGAUUGGAGUCAAUGUUUUUCCUCAUUUGUAAUGUACUGUAAUCUGUCUUAUUUUAAUAAAUGUCUGGUCUCUGUCUUUA